UCCUCUCUUGUUUUAUGGAUGAAUCACAUAACACAGUGAUGAACUAAAAGGUUCAGAUGAAUCCUGGUCAUGUAGAAGAUGACCGGCAGUCCAGAUGGAAUAUUUUUAUAAUACAAUUUAAUCUACACCAUGAAUUUAAAGAACUUUAAAGGUAAUUUGAAAACCAAUAUACAAGCCUCUUAAUAUUUUAUAUUUGACCUUAGAAUAUGGAAAUGUUCCUAAAUAAAGGAUUGAUUGAUUGAGCACACAGACAGUGACAAUGUUCAACAUGGCUGCCAAUGGCAACAAUAAUUAUAAAUACCAAUAUUAAUUGUGACAAUGCAGUUACAGAGAGUAUGUUAUUUUAACAGGUGAGUUUUGAGUCUUAAUAUGAACAUCCUUUAUUUAUCCUUCAUUUAUUUCCUGAACAAGUAAUCAGUUGCUUCUAAACUUUUGUUGGGGGAAUUUGUUCCCUGUGUAUUAGCCUGCUACGCCCUUUGUAAAGCUAUACUGUCAAUCAUUAACAGCAAUAAUUUGGGUUAUUAGGAGAAAAGAAAACUGAGAAAAGCAUAGUACAUCUGCAAAUUGUGUAAAAGGUUAUUGUUUUUUGUGGUUUCUGAAGAGCAGAUGGUCGACCGUGACAUCUGCUGCCCUCUUCCUGUGCGUCGUGAUAAAACUGCGGCAGGGUAAAACAGUUAAAUCUAGUUGAAACGUUGCCAAAAGAAAUAGAAAUUAAACAAACAUUGUUGCUCCACGUCCAAUGACUCAUACACAUGCACAUGUGGCCAAGUGGUUCAUGAAUAUCUCUAAACUUUCAGUUCUUCAGGCCAAACCACAAUUGGAUUGGUGUCUGGAUUCUGGUCAGUAGGUGUGUCCACUUCAGAUAAUGCGGAUUAUUUUUCCCAAAACAACUUUUGAAACCUAAUGUGGGUGAAGUUAAAACAGGAACCUGUCUGUGCCAGUGCAUCAGUGGCAUCAUCAUGACUGCACAGCUGCUGUUCUUUAUCCUCUUCAAUUCCCUCUUUGGGACCAAAGCUGAAGCUCUUCCUCAACCGAAGCUAACUGUGGAUCGACUUGUGAUGACAGAAACUGAUUCAGUCACAUUAAGCUGUUCGGCUCCACCACAUGUUUCUGUGGCUCGGUGUGAUUUCUACAUUGAAAACAAAGAAAUGUUUUCAGACUCCUCCUGUGUGGAAACACUGACAGGAUCUGAGAUGCUGAGGAUGUCAAGCAGAAGAUCACCAGCUAACGUCAAAGUCAAAUGUUUAUACACUGUAAAGGAUGGAGCUCUACAAACAUAAGACAGUGCAUCAACAUUAAUCACCAUAAACAAUCUUCUUCCAGCCACACUGACAGCGAAUCCUCUGGUGAUCACAGAGUCAGACUCAGUCACUUUAAACUGUCAGCCUCCAUCUUCUGUUCCUGUGUCUGAUUGUUAUUUCUACAUUGGGAGAGAAAAAAUACCACAAAGAUUUUCUUGUCUGAAGACGAUGACAGCAGCUGAUCUCCUGUCUUUAACCAAACAAAGUUCACCAGCUAACAUUGAUGUAACAUGUUAUUACCUGAAAUCACAUCCAUCUCCAAACAGUAACCUGCUCUCCAUCAUCAUACAGCUUCCUCCACCUGAACUGACUGUGAAUCCACAGCAGAUCACAGAGACAGACUCAGUCACAGUGAACUGUGGGACUUCUUCAUUUGUUUCUGUGGAGAAUUGUUUUUUAUAUUUCAUAAACUCAAAGAUGUCCAGAAGCAUUUCCUGUGAGCAAACACUGACAGGAAGUGAGCUCCUGACACAUCAAACUUCACCUGCUGAGGUUGAACUAAAAUGUUAUUACAUGGUGACGCGUGGAGGAAUGCAUCAGUCUCCAUAUAGUAACACGUCUACAGUCUCCGUCCACAAAGUUCAGGAAACAGAUUCAACCACAUCUCAGAGAGUAACGACUGUCAGUGUGACUGCUGGUCAAACAUUUAGGACAACAAUAGAAACAGAAAGUCCAUUUUCUCCUCCCCCAUCAUCAGUGAAUCCUACAUUAUUUGCUACAACAGAUCCAAGUGGAAGGACCACAGUCAACACAGUUUCUACUUUGUCAACGUCACCAUCAGAGGCAACAGUUGUUGAGCAUAAGGAUUGGACCGUCACAGCUUUCCCUGCAACCACUGCAGCAGAUCAGAAACUUUCUGUCAAAACUAAAUGGAUGUUUGUAGCUGUACCUGGUUCUGGAGUAGUUGUGGGAGUAGUUUUACUUGUGGGACUUCUCUGUUCCAGAUGGAGAAGUGAUAAAAAAACUUACCCGAGAUCACGAGUCAGAAAUAAUGAUAACUUUAUAGGAAUGAGGAAUGUUACUAAUGGAGGACUGUUACCUGUUGGGAAUGAAGAUGGGUACCACACAGUCACCUUCGUUCCUGCAGACGACUCUGCAACCGAAUCCGUUGCGAUAAACACACAGAACUCUCAAAAUGAAAAUCAUGAUGUUUACCACGUUUACGCCACCAUCCCUGAUGAACCAGAAGAAGCUACCGUAGCCAAGCAGCUGUACUACACCCUACAAGCUCACUGAAAAACAGCUUCUGUUUAAAGAUGCGUUAAAAAUAUCCACUAAAUGUACAGCUAUAGAUUAUGUUUUUAUAGAUAUUUUUAUUAUUAUCAUUUCAUUAUUUUCUGUCCUCUCCUUUCUGGAUUAUAUUUACUUUUCAUUACGCAGUGUUGUGAAAAAGCGUUUUAUCCGUUCUUCAGCUGUUUUCCUUUUGUGACAAAAUUAAAUGUUUAAAAAUGUUACAAUUUUAUGUAUUUUUUAAAUUUUUGUUUUGGGGGAGUAUGUCUAUGUCAGUCUUGCACAUCUGGAGACUAAAGGUUUUUCUCAAGAUUAAAUUAAGAACAUCUGGAAACUUAAAAUGAUUCCAAAGAAUCUCAUUUAAAUUUAAGUCUAAACUUUAACUAGGACAUUUUAAACAGCAGCUCCAUUGCAGUUCUGCUUGUGUGGUUCUGGUUGCCCAGUAUUAAGCCUCAUAACCUUUAGCAGGUUUUCUGCCAGUGUUGUUUUGUAUUUGCCUCCAUAAAAAGCAGCUUCCCUCUUCUGAAUAAAACCAUCCUCACAGCCUGAUGCUGCUUCUUCCAUGUGUCAGUUAGUUGGUUUUCUGGGUCAUGUGCAAUGUUUGUUUUCUGUGAAAUUAUUUAGGGGUCUCUUCAGGUGUUUUGUUAACUGUGAACGUUUGUAUCGUUGUCCUUUCAUUUUGCAAUUUUGAGCCACUUUGUUAUGGUCGAAAUCUAUGGAAACAGAUUUGUGCCAAUAAUACCACACACAAUGUUUUACUUCUGAAAUGCUUCUUUUGUUUCCUUAAUUUUAGUUUUUAUCCUGUCAGACUAAAGGUCAACAUCUUUGUUGACUUAUUGUCAUUUUCUUGAUAUACUAAAAUAAAUUGCUAAAUGUUUUUGACA
Molecule: messenger RNA, 3415 nt
Organism: Xiphophorus couchianus (Monterrey platyfish)
Lineage: Eukaryota; Metazoa; Chordata; Actinopteri; Cyprinodontiformes; Poeciliidae
Exons: 16
Coding region: 1470-2537 (355 amino acids)
Source: RefSeq, a predicted model, not a curated record